Messenger RNA from Plasmopara halstedii, 681 nucleotides. Its product is annotated as wd domain-containing protein. Gene Ontology annotation, biological process: mRNA splicing, via spliceosome. Gene Ontology annotation, cellular component: U4/U6 x U5 tri-snRNP complex. Lineage: Eukaryota; Oomycota; Peronosporomycetes; Peronosporales; Peronosporaceae. Gene Ontology annotation, molecular function: protein binding; U6 snRNA binding; U4 snRNA binding. The transcript has a single exon. Bases 1 to 681 code for a protein of 226 amino acids. The record is from RefSeq and is a predicted model, not a curated record.
AUGGAUAACACAGCAAAGCUUUGGGAUGUUGAAACCGGGCAGGAGUUACAUACUUUGUUUGGACACACUGCUGAAAUCGUGAGUCUCAACUUUGACACUCAGGGUGAGCGUAUCAUCACGGGUUCUUUCGACCAUACUGUCAAAGUGUGGGACGUUCGAAGUGGCCGUUGCAUUCAUACUCUUGCAGGUCAUCACGGUGAGAUUUCAAGCACGCAAUUUAAUUACACAGGUGACCUUUGCAUCAGUGGAUCGAUUGAUCGAACGUGUAAGAUUUGGGAUGUUGCCUCUGGCCAAAAUGUACAAACCCUUCGAGGUCAUAACGAUGAAAUCUUAGACGUGAGUUUCAAUGCCACUGGCUCAAAACUCGUUACAGCGUCUGCAGAUGGCACGUCACGCAUUUAUAACACUAUGACGGGUGCAUGUCAAGCUAUCUUGAUUGGUCACGAAGCUGAAAUUUCAAAAGUUUGCUUUAACCCGCAAAGCUCGAAAGUCCUUACGGCCAGCAGUGAUAAAGUCGCACGGUUGUGGGAAGUGGAAACUGGUGAUUGUCUACAGAUGCUGGAGGGCCAUACGGACGAGAUUUUCAGCUGUGCGUUCAAUUACGAAGGCGACACUGUCAUUACAGGUACAAUAGCAACAAUUUUUUUUGCUUCAUUGGUUUCCGUAAAUUCACGUCCAUAA